AUGAUCAAGUCGCCGAGGACCAGUGAAGAGGGUAAGUCCGUCCUGUGCCUGUCGCCGCACGAGAAGCUCAGUACUGUCCGUCAUAAGCGGUCGCAGCCGUCCAAGUCGUCGGCAAUAGGUGGCGACGAUCGAGACGUACACACGAAGAAGACAAAGCAGCAGAAGGUGCGCCACGAGGAGGGCAGCUACAAGGUACAGCAGGACCGAGACGUCGUUGCUCUGCAUGGCACAAGAGAUGGCAUGGGAGCAGAUAUAGCGGUGGCAGUGAGUGCCAGUGACGACUAUUACGCGCGCGCGAUGGACUUUGACGACAGUUUGAACCAGGACAUUGACUGGGUGGACCACAACGAGAUGGACCUGACGCUCAGCAUGGACGCGCUGGCUCAGGAGGACCCCCACCACCACGACGGCACGGACUUUGGCUUCCACCCGUCCUUCUUGCGGGGCAGUGGCUUGGAAUUCGAAGAUUCGGCCGAGAUGGCGUCGACCUUUGUUGAUCCCGUCUACAUCCGCUUGGAGUCGAGCACGAACGCCAAGGACGCCGAGAAGCUCCUCAUGAGCUUUGACACGAUGAACUUUACGAUCCCGUCGCCAACGAGCGCUUCAAGCAGGAAGCGUGUGGGUCUCUUUGUCGUCGAGAAGGAAGCAGAGAAUGUGCAGGAAGAUACGUUGACCAGACGUACGUCGACAGCCGUGGACACUAAAGCUGCUGCUGCUUCUUGCUCUCAGACAGCCAAGUCGACCCCUGCAAAAUCGGAGGAGCCUCAGACGCAGCAGGUGCAAGGGUCUGCUGCAAGUAGCUGCACCUCCUCGCUAUCGGUCAGUUCGUCCGUGGACCCGGUACUCAGCGUGUUGAACAUCGAGACGACUGCGCCAUCGUCAAGUGCGUUGGGAAAGAAGAUUGGCGCGUAUAGUCCAGCAGCACGGAAGCUACGGCUGCAAAAGUUCCACGAGAAGCGCAAGAACCGCACGUGGAAGAAGAGCAUCAAGUACGACUGUAGGAAGAAACUGGCAGACGACCGUCCGCGUAUCAAGGGCCGGUUCGUGCGCGUGGGGCUCGAGACCAGCAGCGACACAAAGGCCGACGUGGUGCCAUCGUCGACGGCUUCAGCUUCGAUCGAGUAUCCGUUUUCGACCUCUGCUGUCGACGCAAUGGCUUCACCAGCGAUGCCUCCUGCACACACCAUCAAGUCCCACGUGACGCCCUCGAGUCUGUCGUCACUGGCAUCAGCAGCAAAGCAGGCUUCGGCUUCCGUGGCCAAGUCGGCGUCCGUCGCAGCACCAGUAACAAGUGCAGCAGCAGUAGCAACAACAGCAGCAGCAGCAGCUCUGCCGUUCGCGCGGAUGAUUGCAAGUGUGUGA
Hyaloperonospora brassicae is the source of this 1362-nucleotide messenger RNA. The record is from the annotation of a GenBank genome assembly. NCBI's taxonomy places the organism in Eukaryota, Oomycota, Peronosporomycetes, Peronosporales, Peronosporaceae.